AUGGGGCUACCUAAGACGCGAACACCGUCCAGGGAGAUUGUGACGCAAGGGGGUAAGGUGGCAGGGUCCAAGGGGGCUAUGGACCACGCCUCGCACUUUUCUGGAUUUUCAGCCAGGCCAUGGCUGAGGAGGGCCUCUAUGAGGGAAGCAGAUGCUGAGCAUACUGUAGAGCUACAUCACACCAAGUUCACCACCUGUCCCAUUCAUUCAUCCCCGUCCCCUUGCCCCCCAUCCGUGCGUCCCUGGAAGCAGAUGCUGAGCAUACUGCAGAGCUGCAUCGGCACCAAGUUCACCACCCGCUUCGGUUCCCUCAUGGCUGAGCUGGCUCUGGACGCGGUGACAACGGUGGCAGUGGAGGGAAACUGCCACUUGCCUGCUUUCCUGCAACCUUGCCUUGCCCUUCCUAACUCUCCUCCCCCUCUGCCCUCCUCUCACCCCCUCCCCCCACUCCCACAGGAACUAGCUCUAGACGCGGUGACAACGGUAACAGUGGAGGAACUGGCACUAGAUGCGGUGGCAACAAUGGCGGUGGAAGUGGGGGGGCGCAAGGAGAUUGACAUCAAGCAAUACGCCAAGGUGGAGAAGGUGCCGGGCGGUCGGAUAGAGGACAGUACGGUGCUGCGCGGUGUGAUGCUCAACAAGGACGUGGUGGCCCCCGGCAAGAUGCGGCGGCGCAUUAAGAACCCGCGAAUGGUGCUGCUGGAGUCGCCUUUCGAAUAUAAGAAAGGGGAGUGA
This is a messenger RNA of Closterium sp. Naga37s-1, 735 nucleotides long. Lineage: Eukaryota; Viridiplantae; Streptophyta; Zygnematophyceae; Desmidiales; Closteriaceae. The record is from the annotation of a GenBank genome assembly.